Molecule: messenger RNA, 1984 nt
Organism: Tribolium castaneum (red flour beetle)
Lineage: Eukaryota; Metazoa; Arthropoda; Insecta; Coleoptera; Tenebrionidae
Exons: 9
Coding region: 112-1902 (596 amino acids)
Biological process (GO): positive regulation of transcription by RNA polymerase III; snRNA transcription by RNA polymerase II; snRNA transcription by RNA polymerase III
Cellular component (GO): transcription elongation factor complex
Source: RefSeq, a predicted model, not a curated record
AAACAAGUCUUUGGUGUAAAAAGUUUCGGACUCGCUGACAUGAUCCCGUAGAUCCAACGACCGUAGGUAUUUUAUUGUAAAUAUAACCUUCAUUAUCACAUUUUGAACGAGAUGGAUGAAUUCGUGAAAUUAACUUGGCGCAAAGAGGUGACUGAUCCGGAUCUGGACGAGCGAUUUUUGAGCGAGGAGGCAGUGUCAGAGUCCUACGUUUACAAGAGUUUUACUAAACCAAUUAAAUCCAAACCGAAACGAAACGUUAAGCUACAUGUAGCUAAAGAAAAAUACGUCCCUAGUUUAAAGUAUCACCGCUUAAUUCGGCGCAGAUCUCUACUAACAAAGUCACAAAAGUCGUACUGUUUGGAGGCCCUAAAGUUAAUCCAGAGUGGCAAAAGGUCCGACCUAUUGACCGAAAGAGAGAAGUGCUGUCUCAAAAUUUAUGGUGAAUGCCAGUCAAAGAUUGUUGAGGAAAAUCAAUUAUUUCAAGAAUAUGCCAAAAAUAUGUGGCUCAAAUACAAGGACAAGCCUUUGAAGACGAAACCGGGGAUUUACAUGUACGCUUGGCCAAAAUGGAAGCAGAAACUCUGCAGAUAUUUGGACUAUCCCCAAUUUUACAAGGAAAUUGCUUCGGUUUGUUUAAACUACGACGAGAAUGAGGCCACUGUCGAUUUUCAACAUUUGGUGCAACCUCAGGAAACGGGCACACUGGCCCGCUUUGUGCAACCAAACCUCAAGGAACAGUGCUGUUUAAAAAUGAACACGUUCCAAAAAGUGGCAAAGGAGGUUUUGCUGAACUCAAAAUUGCCAGUCAGUCAAGACGAUAAUAUACCAAAACUGCUCAAAAGCCACAAAUUUGACGCUGUGAUUUCGUCCAGUGGCCUUAAGCAAAUUAUUGACUACACUAAUAUUAAAACUAAGUGGAUCAUCCCGGUUGUGAUUAAAGAAAUUGAAGACGAGGGUGGCAAACUUCGUAAAGUUGUUUUCAUUGAUAAAGUGCUACCAAAAGUUGACCCCAGUCCGCACGAUUUAAACUGUUAUGCCUACAAACGGCUCCUAAAAUUGAGUUUUUGCGAAUAUGAGGCGUUUAAGUAUCCUGUUGAGGAGACACCAAUUGGUGAAGGAGACGAACAAGACUGCGAGACCGAAGACCCAAAAGAUAGGAAAAAAGUCAUUCAUCAUAACGCGAAUUACCGCAUUUGGAAUAUAAAAAAGACAACAAGUCACAAUACUCUAAUGAAAAAUCAGAGCAAAGACACCGAAAUUAACCUUUUGGUUCGCUGCAAAUUGGACGGAUGCGAAGAAACUGAGCAAAGUGUGUUAUAUCCGGUCACUGUGCGGCCUAAAAUAGAGCAACAGAUGCAGUACGGGGUCAAUAUCGCGUCGCGGAGCGAAAUCGCUCGUGACUGGACCUCGCUUUUCUUUCGUCUUUAUUCGUUUCUUUACAGAGCGCGCAUUUAUAGCCCCAUGCACGAAGUUAUCUCGGUCGAGAAAUGCUCAAUACAAAAGAUCAACAUCGAGGCACAAACUCACUACGAUUAUAAACCCAUUCUAGGUUUAGGUGUUUUGGAAAAGGUCUUGAGCCAGUUGGUGGGUCUCGAGUGUGGCACUUAUCUUCUGCAACAUUUACCCAAACAUGAGUCGUUUCUUUCAAUCAUGAAACAAUCCGAUUGCACUGAAAAUGCGUACGAUUUGCACAAAGAAUGCGAGGAAACUAAAGUAAAUACGGAAGGGCGGCUAAGUUGGUUACCUAUUGAUGUUAAUUAUAUUUUGCCCGUGCAUGAGGAGUAUAAACAAAUUCCUGCGGUUUUUCACGGUUUUGAUAACAAAAAGGAGCCAAGUGGUACGACGGCGCUAAAAAUAAGAGGGAAGAAGCGGAGGAAAAAACCGAGGAAAAAACAAACUUAAGACUCUUACUAUAAAUAACAUUUUAUUGUGGCCUUUUUACAUUGUUUAAGCAUAAUUAUCAAAAUACAACUCGAAUGAAAAA